AUGCUCUUACCGCGGACAGGUCGAUUUCGUGGUCAAUGGCAUCGUCGAAGAUAUGGUCUGUUUGGCCAGUUUCUUGUCAUAUUCCUCCUUCUCCUCUUCCUCACCUCUCGGUUUCGCUCGAGCCCAACCAAGACCCCAAGUGCAGUCCCAUCUCGCGCGCCCCGUCCUACGAGUCCUCUCCUCAAAAGCCAGGCUUCCUUCUGGCGAGAUCUAUAUCUUCUAAUCUUGAACAAUGACCCGAAUUGUGACCAUCCACCGGACCCGGUGGUGCCUCAAAAGCUGGAUAUCGGAUAUGAUCCUUCUCACAACCACCAGAGACCUGACAUACUGUUCAUGGAGUCCAAGGACAUCAAGCGCAUGAGAGAGGCCCAUUCCAACUUUAUCAAUGACUUGAAGAAACACACCCCCCAAAUGCCCUAUGAUCCGGGCAGCCGAGGGCUGGUUAUGACCGCAGGCUUCAAACAACUGCCCGUCCUGGUCAUUUCCAUCCGCAUGUUGCGCAGGACGUGGUGUCUGUUGCCAGUCGAAGUAUUCGUAGCCGACCCGGACGAGUACGAUGAGGAGAUCUGUACCAAUGUCCUGCCGACGCUCAAUGCGAAGUGUUUGGUGUUGCAAGACAUCUUCCGGGCCGCCGAGUCGGGCGUCGCCAUCGAUCGUUUCCAGUACAAGAUCAUGGCCAUUCUCUUUUCGUCCUUCGAGGAAGUACUACUGCUCGACUCGGAUGCCUUUCCAAUCUACAACCCAGUCUCCCUGUUCGAGCAAGAGCCCUUCAAGAGCACGGGCAUGAUCGUAUGGCCGGACUUCUGGUUCGCUUCGGAAUCCCCGUAUUAUUUCGAGAUCGCCAAGAUCGACGAUAUCCCACCGUUGAACGUCAGGGCCUCAGUCGAGUCCGGUGAGCUGCUGUACUCGAAAUCCAAACACAACAUGUCCAUCAUGUUGGCUGCGUACUACAACUACUACGGCCCGACGUAUUACUAUCCGCUCCUGUCCCAAGGCGCGCCGGGCCAAGGAGACAAGGAGACGUUCGCCUGGGCAGCCACGGCAAUGAACGAGCCAUUCUACGCCGUCCACGAACGAGUCAUGGCCCUGGGCCGAUCCGAUUCAAACGGCCACUACCUCGGCAGCGCCAUGGCCCAGCACGACCCCAUCGCCGACUGGGUCUACACCAAAAUCAACGGCGCGCCUCACGAACGACUCAAGGAAGGAGAAGCCACAAACGUCAACCCCUUUGAUAUCACGCCGACGGAGGUGCGGCCUUUCUUCAUCCACGCCAACUUUCCCAAAUUCGACCCUUCGACAAUCUUCGGUCAUCAGAUGCGUGGGUUCGAGGACCAGGUCACCGGCCACGGUGGCCCGACGCAUGACUCCAACGGGACGGCCGUGCGGUGCUGGAUGAGCGAACAGCGGGCCAACGAACUAUUUGGAUUUGACGUCGAGCGUGGCUUCUGGGAGGAAAUCAUGGGCACCGCCUGUGAGUACGAGCACCAGUUUGGCUGCUGGCAAGGCCUAGAAGGUAUUUGUGGCCGGGUCAGGGAUUACUACCUCGAAGUGUUCCAUGACGCACCUCGAGAUGGCGGUCGUCGUCGACCUCGGCCCGAAGGCUCUCCUUGA
This is a messenger RNA of Exophiala spinifera, 1611 nucleotides long. RefSeq lists its product as uncharacterized. Gene Ontology annotation, cellular component: Golgi apparatus. The transcript has a single exon. Gene Ontology annotation, biological process: mannan biosynthetic process. NCBI's taxonomy places the organism in Eukaryota, Fungi, Ascomycota, Eurotiomycetes, Chaetothyriales, Herpotrichiellaceae. The record is from RefSeq and is a predicted model, not a curated record. Bases 1 to 1611 code for a protein of 536 amino acids. Gene Ontology annotation, molecular function: alpha-1,2-mannosyltransferase activity.